AUGCAGGGCUACGCAGGAGGCCAUGAGGAGCGCCUGGCCUUCAGCGUGGAUGGUCGGGUGCUCUUGAAGAAAACCUCUAUGGAAGAAGCGCAUUUUUACUUGUGGCUGCGCCGUCUUGCUCAGAUCGAUCCUCCUGAAGCAGGGGAUACUGGCGCCGCGGUAGAAUCUGCAGUGAUAUCUCCAGAGGCGGCAGCACUCGCAGAACCAGCUGAAGUGUUGGGAGGGAUCAGCACGAAAAGUGGGGAAGCACGAGGUUCCCCCGGGAAUUUUGUCAUCUGCCCGUUAGGUUGCCUGCAGGACUGCCCCCUCCUGGCGUUGGACUGCGCUUGGCAGCCCGUCGGUGAGGGUCAUGCCAACGAUAGCGAGGGGGGGCCCUCGGGGGGAGAGACUGAGAACGCGAACGGAGACAGAAAAAGGCGGGGUUGUAGAGGCGCUGACUGCAGUGAAGGCAGCCGCUGCAUUGCUCUGCAGCUGCUGCAAUGGAUGCCAUUUGCAUUCAGAGUGUAUCGAUCCGAUAGGGGUCUCUCGAGCGAGUCCUUGAGCAGAAAGGAGGUGGCGGCUGUGGAGCUGGAAAACGUGUUGUUUGGGCUUGAAACCCCCCUUGUGAUCGACAUCAAAAUCGGGACUCGACUGCACGGCGAUCUCGCCACCCCUCUAAAAAGACAGCGUGCAGCGCUUCAAGCAAAAGCCCGUGGAGCGACGUCCCUCGGUAUUUCCUUCUCCGGCUUGUGGGGAAUAGAGGAUGGCCAGGAGAUGAGGUGGAGGGGGGGCUCUCGGCAGCAGAGAGGGGCCUUCAUACCCACAAACCUGGACGCCUAUGUUGAGCUCUUUAGGGCGUUUCUCGUCUCUGGAGGUGCACAGCCAGCUCGGUCACACGCUCCAGGAACGACUGCAGACCGUACAGUCAAGCUGAAGCUAAUAGAUUUCGCGCACGCAACGCUGUUUCCACAGGAAUCUGACACGGGAUACCUUAGAGGCAUCGAGUCCCUUAUACUGGCAGUAGAGGCCGCGGCUGCCUCGUGUCGAGAAGGACCCGGCGCCAGUGGAUGCAGGGAGCUUCUGGACCUCUGGGCAGCACGAGGGAGCUCAAAUUAA
This is a messenger RNA of Cyclospora cayetanensis, 1095 nucleotides long. RefSeq lists its product as uncharacterized. The record is from RefSeq and is a predicted model, not a curated record. Gene Ontology annotation, biological process: phosphatidylinositol phosphate biosynthetic process; inositol phosphate biosynthetic process. The transcript has 3 exons. Gene Ontology annotation, cellular component: cytoplasm; nucleus. Bases 1 to 1095 code for a protein of 364 amino acids. Gene Ontology annotation, molecular function: inositol hexakisphosphate kinase activity. Lineage: Eukaryota; Apicomplexa; Conoidasida; Eucoccidiorida; Eimeriidae.